This is a messenger RNA of Tachysurus fulvidraco (yellow catfish), 1556 nucleotides long. RefSeq lists its product as uncharacterized. The record is from RefSeq and is a predicted model, not a curated record. The coding region runs from base 167 to 1303 and encodes 378 amino acids. Gene Ontology annotation, molecular function: D-serine ammonia-lyase activity. The transcript has 8 exons. Gene Ontology annotation, biological process: D-serine catabolic process. NCBI's taxonomy places the organism in Eukaryota, Metazoa, Chordata, Actinopteri, Siluriformes, Bagridae.
GGACAGAUAAUGUACGUUUCUGGUAGAAUGUCCCACAUAAACGUGGUGAUUUUUUCACUUGUUUCCUGCGUACGCCCCCCCCUCCUCUUGUGCGCAUGCGCGGCUGCUCUAUAGCGUAAUAGUGUAAUAGGUGUGUAAACACUAUUCCGAAGGAGGAAACUUUAAGAUGGCCAGCAGUAAGGAGUUCACCAGUGACCAGUGCACCAGUGACCUGUUCACUCCAGCUUUCGUGGUGGACUUGGAUAUUGUGAGCAGAAACUCCAACACAAUGCUGGAGCGGUUCCUGCAGCUCGGAGUGCAGCUCAGACCGCACAUGAAAACACACAAGACCCUUGAAUGUGCGGACAUCAUGACCAGGGGCUCACGAAGGUGCAUCGUGGUUUCCACCCUGGCCGAGGCAUUCUUCUAUGCGGAUGGUGGUUAUGAUGAUAUCCUCUACGCAUAUCCUGUAACCUCUGACAAAGUAAAGCGCUGUGCAGAGUUAUCAGAGAGGCUUUCUUUAUUCCAUGUACUGGUGGACAACAGCUUGUCCCUGCAAGAGCUGAAGGCAAGUCCACUGAAGCAGGGCAAAGUCUGGCAUGUAUGGAUGAAACUGGACUGUGACAAUGGAAGAGCGGGUGUUCUUCACUCCGAUCCCGCUGCUCUGGAGUUAGCCAAGGAAAUUUCAGAGACCGACGGGGUGGAGCUUAUAGGAAUUUACGCCCACUGUGGAAACACCUAUGGCUGUAAGGGGGAGGUGCAAAUUAAGGCUGUUGCCCAAGAAACAACGACUAUCGUGUUGCAGUUUGUGGAGAAGCUAAAAGCCGCAGGAAUCCAUGAUGUGAAAUCUAGUAUUGGCUCCACUCCUUCAUGUAGCCAUCCAGUCCCAGACAUGGCUAUGUUAAGUGAGGUUCAUCCUGGAAAUUAUGUGUUUUAUGAUGUGCAGCAAUCACUCAUCGGCUCCUGUCGGCUUGAGGACAUUGCAGUGCGGGUGUUGACGAGGGUCAUAGGUCAUUAUCCACAUAGGAACCAGCUCCUGGUGGACUGCGGCUGGACCGCCUUGAGUCAGGAUGGUGGAGGUCGCUUGCCAACAGGCUACGCAAUCAUCGAGAGCCACCCAGAGCUUAAAUUGGUGUCAAUGACACAGGAACAUGGCAGAGUGGAGCCUGUGUCUGGAAAACUGGACUUCAGUAAGUUCCCUCUCGGCUCCAUGCUGUCCCUCAUGCCUUACCAUGCUUGUGCUACAGCUAUGAUGCAUCCGGUCUACACUGUCCAUUCCAAAGGAAAGGUUGUAGGUACUUGGACACCCACACGUGGAUGGUAGCCUCAAGAAGAAAAGAAGAAACCCAACACAGCAAGACUUUUAUUAGGAGAACUUAUUACUCAUCCCUGCUAUUAAAAUAGGGAGGAAUUGUUUAAUAAAUGUGUUCUGAACUUUAUUAAUAAUUGAGGUCUAAUAAUGAAACUAAUCACGUUCAUUAAUAAAAUCAACUUUCUAUAUCACCUAUGAGAUGGUAUAAGGCACAUGAGAUUGGUAGUAUUUCUUUGUAUUUGAAAUAAAAGAAUCAAAACAUUGA